ACACAACACUAAUACACUUAGUUGGUUUCCUUUCGCGCACAUUACCGUUUCGAUCGCUUCGACAGCAAACCGCCACCACCGCAUAGAACUAAAAAUCAACACCCGCCACCGCUACUCAGCCGUCGUCUCCGGCGAUACAUUCGAAUCUCCAAUCUCGAAAGAGAGAAAUUUAGGGAAAGAUGAGCGACGUAUUCGAAGGGUACGAGCGCCACUACAGUGAGCUCUCCGCCAACCUCACCAAAAAGUGUACGAUAGCUGGGGCUCUCGAUGGAGAACAAAAGAAGCAGAAGGUUACUGAAAUAAAGGCUGGAAUCGAUGAUGCAGAAUCUUUGAUCCGGAAAAUGGACCUUGAGGCAAGAAGUUUGCCACCAAAUAUUAAGGCUGUGCUUCUUGCUAAGCUGAGGGAAUAUAAGUCGGAUCUGAAUAAUCUGAAAAGCGAAGUUAAAAAACUUGUAUCUGGAAACGCAUAUGCAUCUGCCCGAGAUGAGUUGCUGGAAUCAGGCAUGGCUGAUUCUCUGACAGCAUCAGCUGAUCAGAGGUCAAGGCUAAUGAUGUCAACCGAGAGAAUAAACAAGUCCAGUGAUAGAGUUAAGGACAGCAGAAGAACCAUGCUCGAAACAGAAGAGCUUGGUGUUUCGAUCCUCCAGGAUCUGCAUUCACAGAGACAAUCACUGUUGCAUGCUCAUACCACGCUUCAUGGAGUGGAUGACAACAUAGGGAAAAGCAAGAGAGUUCUGACUUCCAUGGCAAGGAGUAUGAACAGGAACAAGUGGCUUAUUGGCACGGUCAUCGCGGUUCUUGUCUUUGUGAUCGCCUUGAUCUUGUACUUCAAACUUAAAUAAGCCAAGACAUUUUCGCUUGUUGAGCUUGUGGCUUUUCAAAUGAACAAAUUUUCGUUUCUUGUUUCCCCUUAUUUUUCGAGUGUGCAAAUUGAGUUUGUCAAGAUGGAGAUUCUUGAUUGUGUAGUAAUGGAAACAUAUCGAUACGUUCCAACAUUCUUUAUUGGUUGUGUAACUUGUGUUUACCAUUUCUGAGUAAGACAAUACUUCCCACCUUCCCAAUAAAGAGGAAAGUCAUCCAUCCA
Molecule: messenger RNA, 1084 nt
Organism: Malus domestica (apple)
Lineage: Eukaryota; Viridiplantae; Streptophyta; Magnoliopsida; Rosales; Rosaceae
Gene: VSP
Product: vesicle transport v-SNARE 13
Biological process (GO): intracellular protein transport; vesicle-mediated transport; vesicle fusion
Cellular component (GO): Golgi apparatus; SNARE complex; endoplasmic reticulum membrane
Molecular function (GO): SNARE binding; SNAP receptor activity
Source: RefSeq, a predicted model, not a curated record